This is a messenger RNA of Nicotiana attenuata, 2313 nucleotides long. Its product is annotated as zinc finger MYM-type protein 1-like. Lineage: Eukaryota; Viridiplantae; Streptophyta; Magnoliopsida; Solanales; Solanaceae. The record is from RefSeq and is a predicted model, not a curated record. The transcript is spliced from 2 exons. Bases 1 to 2313 code for a protein of 770 amino acids.
AUGAAGAGAUUUUACCCUCCAGUAUCUUCCAAGUUGCCACAACCAAGUUCAUCCUCUCCAAUUGCUACUCCCGUGGAACAAAAUUUGAACCAAUUAGAAGAGCAACCUCAAUCCUCUAAAAGACAAAGACAAGGAAUAGAUCUUGAUUCUUUAUCGACUGAUCCAAAGGAGAGAAUACCCAUUAGAGAUUAUCAUCCAAAUGAGCGUGAUGAGAUUAGAAGAGAAUAUCUCCGAAGAGGUCCUUGCCAACCCCGACAUCAUAAGUUUCCUCAAAGAGAUUUUUCGGGCUUAAAGCGCCGUUUCAAUCAUAAAUGGUUUGAUGAAUAUGGUAUUUGGUUGGAGUACAGUGUGAUAGAAGAUGCAGCUUAUUGUUUGUGUUGUUACUUGUUUCAAGAUGAAGAAAUUCAUCAAGGUGGAGGCGAUGUAUUUUCAAGUUUAGGAUUUAAGAGUUGGCAAAAAAAGAAGAGAUUCGAUAUGCACGUUGGUAAGUCGAGCAGUAGUCAUAAUCAUGCAAAAAGGAAAUGUGAAGAUCUAUUAAAACAAAAACAGUCAAUUCAAACAUCAUUUGAUAGGCAAUCUAGUCAAACCAAGCUCGAAUACAAAAUUCGCUUGAAGGCUUCAAUUGAGGUUUUAAGACUCCUAUUGAAUCAAGGAUUGGCAUUCCGUGGACAUCGUGAAGAUGAAUCAUCAUUAAACAAGGGUAAUUUUCUUGAGAUUCUUUCAUGGUAUGCAGAGAGGUGCGAUAAAAUUCGUGAUCUUGUGUUGAAAAAGGCUCCAAAGAAUGAUCAGUUGACCUCUCAUAAAAUUCAAAAAGACAUUAUCAUUGCAUGUAAAAUUGAAACAGUUAAAGCAAUCAUGGACAAUCUAAAUGGAGACUUUUUUGCAUUGCUAGUUGAUGAAUCAUGUGAUGUACCACGCAAGGAGCAAUUAGCUAUUGUCUUGCGAUAUGUAAAUAGAUGUGGAUCUGUGGUGGAGCAUUUUAUUGGGAUUGUUCAUGUUCAUAAUACUAGUGCUUUAUGUUUAAAGAAAGCAAUUGUUGAUUACCUUGCUCAACAUUCUUUGAGUUUAUCUUAUGUAUGUGGACAGUGCUAUGAUGAAGCAAGCAACAUGCAAGGGGAUUUAGGUGGCCUCAAAACUUUGAUUCGACAAGAAAGUAAAUCCGCUUAUUGCAUUCAUUGUUUUGCACACCAACUUCAAUUGACUCUUGUUGCGGUAUCCAAAAAGUGUCUUGAAGUGGGAGAACUUGUAUUGUUGGUUUCUAAUGUAUUGAAUAUAGUGGGAGGUUCUUACAAACGUAUGGAUAAUCUUCGAGAAUCUCACGCAGAAAAAGUUCAAGAGGCAUUAGACAUGGGUGAACUUGAAACUGGUAGGGGUUUGAAUCAAGAACUUGGUCUUGCCAGAGCUGCUGAUACUCAUUGGGAAGAAAGAGCUAAGGCAAAGGGAUAUCUUAGCACAUGUCAAACAUUUGAGGUUGCUUUCAUGUUGCACCUAAUGAGAGAUGUUUUGGAGAUCACAAAUGAGCUUAAUACAUCCUUACAAAAAAAGGAGCAAGAUAUUGCAAAUGCUAUUCUACUUGUUGAAGUGGCAAAGAAACGGUUGCAAAAGCUAAGAGAAGAAGAAUGGGGUUUACUUAUUGAUAAGGUGUCUGCAUUUUGUGUCAAGUAUAAUAUUUUGAUACCAAACUUUGAUGACUUCUAUGUUAACUCCGGAAGAUCUCGACGUAAAGUUGCUGAUUAUACUAUUUUACAUCACUCUCGUGUUGAUAUAUUUUUUAAGAUUAUUGAUUGGCAAGUUCAAGAACUCAAUGCUCGUUUUAAUGAGGUGACAACGAACUUGCUUGUUGGAGUAGCUUGCUUAAAUCCAGUUGAUUCAUUUUCCAGUUUUGACAUAAACAAGAUAUUGAUGAUGGCUGAAUUGUAUCCUGACAAUUUUGAUGAGAAUAUAAUGGUUACGCUCAAGAAUCAACUUCAAACUUAUAUUGUUGAUGUUCGUGAUUUUGAUGAAAGGUUCUCAAAUCUACAAGCACUUGUUGAUCUUUCUGAAACACUAGUUAAGACAAAGAAGCAUUUGAAUUAUCAAUUUGUGUUUCGCCUUGUGAAAUUUGCUUUGCUUCUACAAGUUGCCACUGCUACAGUUGAAAGAACUUUCUCGGCGAUGAAAUUGAUCAAGAGUGAAUUGCGAAACCGAAUGAAUGACGAAUUCAUGAGCGGUUGUUUGGUACCUUAUGUAGAAAGAAAUAUAUUUAACACCAUUUCUGAUGAGACUAUUAUGAAUACGUUUCAGAAAAUGAAAACUCGUAGAGGACAGUUGUAA